Coregonus clupeaformis (lake whitefish) is the source of this 1038-nucleotide messenger RNA. RefSeq names its product CD99 antigen-like. The transcript is spliced from 6 exons. The record is from RefSeq and is a predicted model, not a curated record. NCBI's taxonomy places the organism in Eukaryota, Metazoa, Chordata, Actinopteri, Salmoniformes, Salmonidae. Bases 208 to 615 code for a protein of 135 amino acids.
ACACCACACCCACCCUGAAUGCUCUUUCAUUCGUGUUGGAAAGUUGACUGCCAAUUUGUAACUGGAGAACACUCGAGUUCUGGUAGGCAAGAAGGACAGCACCGCACAUUGACACACCCUAAAGUUACCGAUUUAUUUUGACAAAAUAGCCAUAUCGAUCCAGCAUCGGAUAAUUCAGGAAAACUGUUUUUUUCCUAUUCAGCAGACAUGAAAUCUUGCUUAUGGAUUGCCUUGCUUGUAACUCUGGCUAUAGGGACGAAAACACAAGACUUUGAUCUUUCUGAUGCCUUUGAUUCUGAUGACCCUAUACCAACUACUAUUCCAAAACAGCCAAAGCAACCUGCAAAGGAUCCCAGUCCAGGCGGUGGAUUUGAUCUAUUAGAUGCUCUUGGUCCAGAAGAGCCUGAGAAACCAGCUGGGAUCCCUCCUAAAGAAGGUGGAACUGAUCCCAAACCUGCCCCUCCUCCCGCACCUGUAGAUCCCAAAAACCAGCUGGAGGUAAGUAAAUUAACUCAACCAGCUGAAGUAACACUCAUCACUUGUAAUUACAGCAUCCAUACUAUUUGGAAUCAGGAAUCUAGCUAUCAGAUUAUUGAACACAGUAAGACGUUCUGAUCAGGGCAUAAAGUUAACACCCGCCAAAUGCGGGUAGAUUUAGGUAUUGGAGGGAAGAAUGUCUAUUUCACCAGCCACGGUGUUCAAUUUGCAGGUCUCUACAGUGCGAGCAUUACAUUUGUGAAUAGAAAUAGUCAAAAGUCAAGUAUGAGCACAUUGUUGUGAUUUAUUGCCAGAAAAUGCUGCAGUAGCUGUUUUCAAAAUAUUUCUGCUGUUUUGUUUCAUAGCUGCUAAUCGCAGAAAGAAGUACGAAUCCUAUAUCCCACCUCACGCAGUAACACUGCCUGGCAGGAGAGCUGUGCACUCAGAGCGAAGUGCUAAUAGAUUCAUUUUUGGAGGUGCUGCGCACAGGCAUAAAAGUUGGUCUAAUUUACUCGUGUUGAUAUCACAAGUUUACUGGAGAACUGAGACCAAGUAGAGACU